GAUAUUUUAAAUUCACUUGCCGCGUUCUGUUAAUUUACAUAGUUCUGUUAAGACAUUUGGUGAGAGCUGCCAACCUGCUUCAAGUGAAUGACGCGAAGAAGUUUUGUGAAUGCCAUUUUAAUUCCUCGAAAAUGCCUCGUGUCGCUAAGCCUAAACCAGCAGCGGCUAAAAAGGCCAAAGGCAAAUUGUAUGCCAUGCCGGAGAAAUUGAAGGAGGGUACAAUACUCAGUGACUUGACCAAGACACAGUGGCGCAUUGGGCCUUCGAUUGGAGUUGGCGGCUUUGGUGAAAUCUAUGCAGCUAGUCGCAACGGGGAAAAUAGCUACAAUGCUGUGGUGAAAUGUGAGCCACAUGCAAAUGGGCCGCUUUUUGUAGAAAUGCACUUCUAUUUGCGAAAUGCAAAACUAGAAGAUAUUGAAAAAUUCAAACAGAAACGUGGCCUUAAAUCUCUGGGCAUGCCCUAUAUAAUAGCCAAUGGCUCUGUGGAUAUAAAUAGCCAGAAACAUCGAUUUAUAGUUAUGCCUCGCUACGGCAGUGACAUAUCGAAGUUUUACGCCCAGAACGGCAAACGCUUGCCAGAGGUGACCGUCUAUCGACUGGCCAUUCAAAUGCUGGAUGUGUAUGAAUUUAUACACAGUACUGGCUAUGUCCAUGCGGAUCUUAAGGCGGCUAACAUUUUGCUUGGCAUGGGCAAGAGCGGUGGCAGUCAGGCCUAUUUGGUGGAUUUUGGUUUGGCCUCACACUAUACAACGGGCGAUUUCAAACCGGAUCCGAAGAAAAUGCAUAACGGCACGAUUGAGUACACAUCGCGGGACGCACAUUUGGGUGUAGCUACGCGUCGCGCUGAUCUCGAAAUACUCGGGUAUAAUAUUAUUGAAUGGUUGGGCGUGGAGCUACCUUGGAUCAAGGACAAACUGUUGACAGUGCCGUCAAAAGUUCAAAAGGCCAAGGAGAUAUUUAUGGCGGAUCUAAGCUCUGCUUUAAAGUCUCUCUUUGCCAAAGGUGUGCCUGUGCCCAUCAUUGAUUACAUGAAUUACGUGGCUCAGUUGAACCACAAUGAAGCACCUGACUAUGAGAAAUGCCGCAAGAUGUUUCUUAAUGCUCUAAAGCAAAUGAAAGCGGACAACACAGGCGACUUGAAUUUUAAACUUACAGCCCAGAACAAUAGCAACAACAAGAGUCCGCCAGUUAAAAAUACGGCAGGCGCAGAUUCAACUGCAGCUGCCUCUCGGAAAAAAAUUAAAAAAGAAGAACCCACAGUCAUGAAUGAUUCUUCAGAUUCGGAGGACGUAAUCAAUGACAGCGAGGAGGAAGUGGAUACAAAAUAUACUCCACGCAGAAAACUGCAAGCAAAACCAUCUCCAAGUCCUAGAUUCAAAGCUACAAACGUCAAACUUCCACGCAAAGCUGUGCCCAAACAAGCCUCAGUUUCGCCCAAGAAGCCGGAACAAAAAAAAUCGUCUCCACGCAGAAGUCCGCUCAAACGUAAAAAAAUUGAAAACAAUGUUACCCCCAAGGCACAGGACGCUAGUGCUAAGAUCAACUUUAGUCCAGCUAUUUCGCUACGUGGCGGCAGGUCUGGCAAGACUGUGAUUAAUGAUGACUUGACUCCGCAACCGCGCUCUAAUAAGACAUACGAGUUCAACUUCGAACUGGAUGUCAGCAUGGAUGCCAACGUCAUUGUGAAUGUAAAGCGAAAAAAGAAGGUUCAGAGUAGCAAUGGAACACCUACUAGCAGCACCAAGACCUCAUCCUCGAUUCGCGAUCUCACAUCCAAAGACAGCUCACCAGCAACGCGCAUGAAGUUGCGCAAACUCAAUGUUGAUGGUGGCGCUAGUUCGCCAACUUCAAAUCUUGCCCGUAGUCCACGCACUCCGGCAGUUACCGUACGCAAGUAUAGGCGCUAAUCCAAUUUAUAUUUUCCUAUAUAGAUAUAAUUUUGUCAUUUAAUAAAAGAUGCUGGGUAAAUGUUUUGAUACUUCAAU
Drosophila hydei is the source of this 1985-nucleotide messenger RNA. RefSeq names its product nucleosomal histone kinase 1 (gene ball). Gene Ontology annotation, cellular component: cytoplasm; nucleus. Bases 132 to 1907 code for a protein of 591 amino acids. Gene Ontology annotation, biological process: signal transduction; peptidyl-serine phosphorylation. The record is from RefSeq and is a predicted model, not a curated record. The transcript is spliced from 3 exons. Gene Ontology annotation, molecular function: ATP binding; protein serine/threonine kinase activity. NCBI's taxonomy places the organism in Eukaryota, Metazoa, Arthropoda, Insecta, Diptera, Drosophilidae.